Molecule: messenger RNA, 4126 nt
Organism: Haliotis rufescens (red abalone)
Lineage: Eukaryota; Metazoa; Mollusca; Gastropoda; Lepetellida; Haliotidae
Product: E3 ubiquitin-protein ligase RNF103-like
Exons: 3
Coding region: 306-2336 (676 amino acids)
Biological process (GO): protein ubiquitination
Cellular component (GO): endoplasmic reticulum
Molecular function (GO): ubiquitin-protein transferase activity
Source: RefSeq, a predicted model, not a curated record
AUUGCAUUAUUUACAUCCGCCAUCUUGGGUAGGGUCAGGGGUCGACAGCUUCUGGGGCGAAGCGGGUGGAGAAACACGAAUAAGACGGCAAAAAGUCUCAAGAGAACUUUAACAACCGUUCAAUAAGACAGCAGAACAGACCAGGAACCCCAAAUGCUACUUUUACAAUGAUGUAAACGCCGACAAGCAUGAUAUUCAAGCCUAUAUCGCUGUGGUUGACGUGUCACUGAUCUGUCAAAGUUGUCUGACGUAACAAAAUUUAGUUUUGUCGAGAGCAAGUGGAAGAGCCACACCAAAACGGCGAGAUGUGGCUGAAACUUUGUCUCCUGUUAAUCUACAUCGUCGUGCUGUUCAUCUUGGCUCGCAUGUUGGAAGCAAUCAGCUGGUAUGAGACCGGAUCACUAUCAAAGCGGUUGUUGGACCCCAUGACUUUGUCAGUGAUGAAGCUAAAGGCGUUGUUGGAACAGCGCGGUGUCGGCUUUGAAGGGGUUGUUCUUGAGAAAUCCGACCUCACGGAGCUCGUUGAGGGGUCAGGUCCAGUAACAGACGAGGAGGUGGUGAGCGCUGCUCGUGAGGAGGACUCGUCCUCUGUCACCAACUUCACAUCUGGAGCUCAUUUCUUCGAGCAGGUGGAGGAUGCCAAGGACAGUGUUUGGUUGAUCCAGGUUCACAAUCAGCAUGGAACGCCAGUCCUGCUCGGAGAUUCACGCUGGAAGAGCAUCAGAAAAAAGGUGUCGCGAUUCGGAGUCCGCGCUGGAAUACUUGACUGCUCACUUGACAUAAGAUACUGUCAAAGCAAAGGUUGGCACACCCCACGACUACUGCUGGCACUCCCAGGAGAGUUUGAGGCCAAGUCCAAUGUCCACAUUCACACCUACGGAGGGCCCACAAAGACAAACCUCCUGUAUAAUUGGAUCCGGGAAAAGUUGGACGGCAAAGUUGAAAAAAUUACUCACACCAAACAAUUUGCUGAGGAAUGGUACCAAUUUAAAGAUCCAUUAUUGAAUCCCGAAAUUCGGACAGUCUAUUUUACAAAUCAGAAAAACAUACCAAUGUUUUAUUCCGCACUCAGUGUGAAGUUUCCGGGCAGGGUAAAGUUUGGUAUGGUUGACACCGGAUCAUCAGGUGGGAAAGAGGUCAUGAAAUACAUGGUCAUGAGAAAUAGAACAAAAGCUGCUAUACCAUCCUAUAUGAUCAUUACAGCCGAAAAAAAUGUUCUGUAUGGCACCAAGAAUGGCGAAAAUCUUUCGUUCCCAGCCAUGGAAAAUUAUUUCAAGACAUUAUACCCUUGCUUAAAUGACAUAUUCAUUGUUAGUUUCAUUAUGACCAAUGUAUUGUCGAUUUUCGAAUUAUGUCUCGUGCAAGGAACGAUAUAUAAACGCUUGAAAAGGUUUUUGUGGUAUUUCGUUAAGUGUAACGUUAUUCUCAUUAUGUUGUGGCUACCCAUUGUAGGAAUAUUUCAGUUGCCCCAUCUCGAUAAGGUUCCUCUGUGGUUGUUGAAAUGUCUGCGGAUGUUUUCCACCACCAACAUGGCUGCCCAUAUGAGAAAAGAUCUGUCGUUUUACACUUUCCAUUCAACUGUGCUCACAUCUGUGUUUAUUGCCUACACGAUUUUGGUUGGAUUUAUCGAGUAUAAACGGAAGGGUGGAGAAGAUGAAGCUGAACAAGAGGAUGAAAAUUUCUGGAAUUUUGCUGAAAUGAGGACACUGGAACAUCUCAUUCGUCCUGUGGAUCCAUUCAGUGGCCGUUUACAACCCUCAGAGCUUGGCAUGAAUUUUUUCGGGGGCCGUUUAUUCAAUCCAGUUCGGCCAGUUAUCUCCCUUACAUAUAUUCCUGAUCUUCCAAGAUGGCGCUGCAAGCUUCCUUCAUCCAUUGAUGACACAUGUAAAGUGUGCGAUUGCUGCAAACCAAUAGACUGCCCCGAUAAAGAAAUCGAGAAAGCAACCCAGAACGACAGUGUGGCUAAAAAUUGUUCUGAAGGUACACUAGACAAUUACACAGUCGCCCCGAACGUCUCUUCACCACCUAGUCUCGACAGUCUAACAAAUCAACAUCCUCCCCAUCCAGAAAAGACACUAACCUGUUCGUGUAAAUUAAGCGGUCCUGACAAGUCUCUGAUCGAUCCGUACUAUCCUGAAGGCUUCCUCCCAGCGACCCAGUGCGUGAUCUGCCUGGACGACUACAGGUUCGGUGUGAUGCUGUGUGGACUGCCUUGCCUCCACACCUUCCAUGAAGACUGCAUCGUCCGCUGGCUGAACAAGGGGCACCACUACUGCCCCAUGUGUCGCUGGCCGGCCUAUAAACUCAAGGCUGAAAUGCACCUUCUCUCAGAGUGAUCAAAUUGUGUGGCUUUUGUUAUGAUUUCAUUUAAAGGUUCAUAUUCAGGCUGACGAAUUAUUGCAUAUAUAUCAAUGCAUACAUAUGUGUAGUGGCAGUGUUUGGGGUGUUUUUUUUAUAUGUAUUAUACAAAUAUAUGCGUAUGGCAAAUGCAGGUAAGUUUAAGUUGGAUUAGGAUAUCAACUUGCCUCAUAUUCUAUUGGAACUGUGUUGACUAUCACAUUUGCAAUGAUUCAUUUGACAUUAGCAUUAAUGACUGGCAAUAUUUUCUAUAAUGCAACUGAAAUGAUAUGUAGAAAAUAACAAAUUGUUAGUGCUAAAUAUUCCUGUUGCAGAAAUUCCAUUACACAUAUCCCAUGUUUGUCCUGUCUAUAUAGAGGGUGGUUGUGGGAUGCAGACAACAUGGACUAAUACAAGAAACAGCAAUAUUCUUUACAUAAUGAUCAUGAUAAUAAAUGUUUCUUUUGCCAACAUACUUAUUAAUUAUGCAGAGACGUGACCCAAUAAAUUGUCCCUUUUUUUCAAAACCAAGAUCACCUUAUCUCACAUUAUCAUGACUUUUCUGGGUUUUAUUGUAGGCAUAUUUCCAUCAAUUAGUAGUUCAGAAUGUAGAAUAUACAAAACUUAAGAGCAUUCAUUUGAUACCCAUGGUAUGAGACCUGAGAUUGUUGAUCUCAGAGCUACUCAAUGCCUACCUAUGGUAGUCAAGAGUCAAAAUACAUCUUUGUUGGGCCGCUUUAUUUUCCAUUCCAAUUUUUAUAGUCACAUUUUCCUGUUCCAUCAGUCUAUAGAUCACAGCACAUUUUUAUUUGAAGUAUUGGAACAAAAUCCAGAAUUUAAUGUUCACAAAUACUGUUUUUUAUGAUUUUAUGUUUUGGGUUUAUCAUCAUUAACACUGCACCUUGUUAGCAAGUAUCCUGCUUAGUGCUGCUUACUGUCGGUCAGGUCACCACUGGUGCUGCUUGCUCCAGUUGGACAGAUGUUAUUAAUUGUUAUUAAUCCAACCCGGAGUCAAGCGAUAAGUAGUGUGGUAAGACUGAAAAGGAUUUAGAGAUUCACCGAUACACCAAAAUGUAACACUGAAACCUCGCUAGUCUGGACCCUGUUAAUCCAGAAACCACACAUUGUGGAGAUUGCUGCAGGAAAUGCUUACAGUGGGAUAUUCCAGUGAUUCCUUAAUCUAGAAAUUUGUUGAUCAAGGCGAUUUCAGUGUGAAGGCGACAGACCAGGGUAACGUUGUACAAAGUGAUCUUGUCAAAGUUGUUAAAUUAUGGUUAUAAAUUAUAAUUUAUAAUUAAUAAGGAGUCCAGAGACUUUCUUCAUUUUCAGAUACUGCAGUAAUCUAGACUUGCCAAACAUUAUUGACUUGCAUGGGCUGUAUUGGAUAUAUUUGUUUCAGGGUCUGUAUGACAGACUACUCCCAUACCUUAAAUAGACUUACGACAUCCGUAGCGCUAAAGUUGUUUUGUACAAUGGCACCCAGAUUAGCAGGGUUUCACUGUAUUUAGACCCACCUAUAUCAUAAAAUCAUGCACUAAGUUUAUUUAGUACAUUUAUGCUUUGAAUUUGUUGCAAUAUUCUUUCUCAUCCGAUGAUCUACAAGCUAGCACUGACUGGCAGUCUGGAUACAUGAUGUGUCAAGCCCAGUGUUCUUUCCUAUCACGUCAUGGACAUGCAUGGAAAUUCGUUACCAUGGUUACUUAAAUGUGAUCAUGAGGAUAAAGUAAUAUAUGAGCCUUGUUUUCAUUUUGUGAAUUGCUACACAAAAUAGAUUUGUUGUGAAAAAGAA